Molecule: messenger RNA, 1340 nt
Organism: Rhopalosiphum padi (bird cherry-oat aphid)
Lineage: Eukaryota; Metazoa; Arthropoda; Insecta; Hemiptera; Aphididae
Gene: Mic26-27
Product: MICOS complex subunit Mic27
Exons: 6
Coding region: 132-884 (250 amino acids)
Biological process (GO): cristae formation
Cellular component (GO): MICOS complex
Source: RefSeq, a predicted model, not a curated record
CUCAAAAAAAUAUUAUCAAUAAUUAUUUUUCUGCAUCUACACCUACUUGUUCAAUGUUCUUCGCGCUCGUCUUUUAGUUGUAAAAUUUGUCUACUUGUUUGUUGUUUUCCAUUGGCGAUUUAAAUAAAAUAAUGAAGUUCAAUAGCAUUAUUAAAAAUAGAACUGCGAAAAAUGGAAUUUUAUUAACGGCCUAUGCUUAUACAGCAAUGCCAGUGGUAUUAGCCAAAGAUGAACAAGAACCCAAACUUGUCAGACCUAAAGAUUUAUCAAUAUAUCCUGACGAAUCCAAAGAAAAGAAAAUUGAAAAAGAAAAUGAUUGGCAACCAACAUUAGCAUUAGGGUCAAUUCAAAAAGUUAGAGAAGAAAUUGUCAAUCUAAAUCAACAAUGGUCCAAACUCAAAGAUAGAGUAUAUAUUUUCAUUCAGACUGGGGCCAGCCACACAGAAUCUUUUGUGAAUGAUUUGAGGCAAGAAAAUAAUUCUACUCUUCGAGCUGGAUUUGUGGCUGGAAGUGGCUUAGCUGGCUUAUUAAUAGCAGCUAGAAAAGGAAAGUUUAAAAAACUCGUUUAUGCCACAACUGGAGCAUCAGCUGCAUUUUAUGUUGGUUAUCCAAAAGAAUCUGAAGAAGCUACUAAAAUCAUUAAACGUUAUUCCAUUGUUUCCUAUCAUUUGAUAAAUAAUGUAACCAAGGAUUUAACUGGUUUUGAGUUGCCACCAUUACCAUUACCAAAAGCCGAAUCCCAAUCAGACAAUUCUGAAGAAACCAGCAAACCUGAUUGGACAGAACUAUUCGUUUCAUUGUUUGACUAUGUGAAAGAACCAUUGGAAUCUUUAAAACAAAUGGUUUUUAAUGAAAAAAAUGGAACAGAUGACAAGGGCAAAUAACUACUCAAAAAAGUCUAUACAUAAUAUUAUAUUUGCUAGUACAUAGUUGUUACAAUAAACAUAUUUAGCAGUGAAAUGAGAUAUUGUUCAGCCUUUCAAACAGGCUUUAUUUAAUCUAGCAAUCACUUCUUCUUUGCCAAGUAUUACCAUUAUUUCACUAACACCUGGACCUUGCUGCAAAUAAGAAUGUAUAAAUAAUUUAAAUAAUUAAAAAUAAAUAAUCCAAUUAUAAAUUUACUAACCUUCAAUCCACUGAUAAGGUUGCGUAGCAUUUUCAUCAAAUUACUAUACAUAAUAUUGUUUGAUUUUGAAAAUUCUUUUAAUACCAUUCCUAAAUUAUCAAUAGUGAAAUCAUCUAUGUUUAUUAAAAGAUUUUUUAAUUUGAUUACUAUGUCUAUAAGAACAAAAUCAUAGUUAACUGUGUGUUAUUUCUUAAAUAAAUAAUUGUUUAUGUUA